This is a messenger RNA of Rhinolophus ferrumequinum (greater horseshoe bat), 3322 nucleotides long. It is a transcript of the gene DBF4B, whose product is annotated as DBF4 zinc finger B. The record is from RefSeq and is a predicted model, not a curated record. Lineage: Eukaryota; Metazoa; Chordata; Mammalia; Chiroptera; Rhinolophidae. The transcript is spliced from 13 exons. Gene Ontology annotation, cellular component: Dbf4-dependent protein kinase complex; nucleus. The coding region runs from base 210 to 2177 and encodes 655 amino acids. Gene Ontology annotation, molecular function: nucleic acid binding; zinc ion binding; protein serine/threonine kinase activator activity. Gene Ontology annotation, biological process: regulation of cell cycle phase transition; positive regulation of nuclear cell cycle DNA replication.
GGAAAUUUAAACCGUAGCCGCGACCGAGGGCGCCUAGAGAAUGAUGUUAUAGUUGCAGAGCAACAGCCAGAGCUCCGGAGUCUGAAAAUGCUCUUGGAGUCCGCGAAUGUAAUACGGCGGCCUUGAAAAACGAGUACGGAGGCCGAGAAAGAGCCGAGAAUUUGGGGGAGCCGGGAAAGGGCGACGAUUGCCUUGAGCUGGAGAAUUCAAUGGCUGAGAGUAGGCUCCGGGCUCCGGACCUAGGGGCUCAGCUAAGAGUUUCCAGGUGUCUGGGAAAAUGCCAGAAAAGCUCACCAGAUGCUGGGAGGCGGCAACCCUUUUCUGGAAAGUCCUUUUACUUGGAUAUGCCUGCUGGCAAGAAUCUCCAGUUUUUGACGGGGGCCAUCCAGCAGCUGGGUGGGGUAAUUGAGGGUUUUCUGAGCAAAGAAGUAAGUUACAUCGUGUCUAGCCGCAGGGAGGCAAAGACAGAGAGCAGUGGAAUGAGCCACAGAGGCUGCUCCGGCCCCAGCGACAGCAGAGUGGAAAUAUCGUCCAUGACCGAUCCCAAAGGCAGCCACGCCAGGCCUUCCCAGAAACCCGUAGACUCGGUGCCUAUGAGCAGAGGGAAAGAGCUUCUACAGAAGGCCAUCAGAAACCAGGGAAGCAGCAGCGGAGGAGGCAGUGGGAGCAGCAGCAGCCUCCUGACCAAUGCCCGCUCCUGGGGAGUGAGGAUUCUGCACGUGGAUGAAAUGAUGAUGCACGUGCAGCAACUCUCUCUAGAUGCUUUAUGUGUGAAGAAACAAGGGCCAAAGAAGCCAGAGGGAACAUGUCCAGCAGAGUCAAGAACGCGGAAAGUGGCCAGACUGAAAGCACCGUUCCUCAAAAUCGAAGAUGAGAGCAGGAAAUUUCGUCCUUUCCACCAUCAGUUUAAAUCCUUUCCUGAAAUUUCUUUUCUGGGACCCAAAGCUGCAAGUCCCUUUGAGGCUCCGACGACCACAGGCAGCUCGCACCGUACCAGAGAACCCAAGGACCGAGAGCCAAGCCCGCAGUCAGCGGCUCGCACCAUGCCCAGGAGGAAGAAAGGGUACUGCGAGUGCUGCCAGGAGGCCUUCGAGGAGCUCCAUGGGCAUCUCCAGAGUGCCCAGCACCAGGGCUUUGCCCUAGAAGCCCAGCCGUAUGCAGAAGUCGAUCGGAUCAUUGCCCGGCUCAGCCACAGCUUUGCGGACAUCCCUUUCCAGGCCAGCCUCCCCAGGCAGCCAGGCUCACUGGCUUCGGAUCAUGACCCUCUGUGUCCUGAGACUGUGCCUCACAGCCAGCCCUCCGAUGCCGGGGCAUCAUCUUCCAGGAUGAGGGAGAAAGACGACCACCAGGCCCCAGGCAUCCUGAAACAGUAUGGGAUAGUGGGUGGCAUGAAGGCACCAGCUGAACAUGUGGGGGCUGGCAAGACACCUGGACCAGCAGCAAGCUGCCAAGAGCUGGGGGGGUCGGUUGGUACCACUGUGGACCCCCCAGGGACACUGGUGUCCAGUAGCCCUGCUUGCCAGUGCCUAUUGACCAACUCCGGUUUUGUGGACCUCUCCUCUGACAGACACCUGGCACGUGUUGGCCACAAAAGGAAGGUUCAGUUCUCUAGUGGCAAUGCCGAAAAGAGGCCAGGGGUCUCCUGGCCACAGGCCUCAUUCUUUGCCCCAAGAGGCCCCCGUCCCUGUGGCACCAGGCCAACCAGUAGCAGACAUCUUUCUUUUCCCCUUCCAGGCCAUGAGCCCAAGCCUCUGGCCUCCCUCCUGCCUUCCUGCCACCCACAGACCAGCCUCUCCUUCUCCGACCCCUCCCCCUCGCACCCCACAGACAGGCCAUCAGAGCUCUGGGCCACACAGCCCCCCUGGCCGGGAGGAGAAUAUUCCCCAGGACCUGAGGAUUCUGAGUGUGCAGCCCCCGGCUCUGUCUCCCAGCAGGCUGACCAGCUUCCCAGCUGCCCCGCAGGUCCAGGCCAGCUGUCAGCCCACCUGCAUUCAGCUGUGGGCGUGCAACCCCCAGGAAGACCUGUGGAGAGCCAGGCUACCUCUCUCCCCCACUGUCUGCCAGCCAGCAGGGGAGCCAGCUGCUCCCGAUGGUUGUGGGGCCCCCAGCCUCUCCCAGUCCCUUGCCUCCCCGUCUCCCAGCCCCAGCCCAGCACCAACAGAGAACUGCUCCUGUGAGUCCCUGAGGGCACACAGCUCUUUAUGGGGCCAGACAGCUCCUGACUCAAGAGCCAGGUACACAGGUAGAAGUUACGCCUCUGCUAAGUGCUGCACACCCAGCCAGGCAGACCGAUACGCGGAGCGGCAGUGCCCCAGGGCCUCCCCAACGGAGCCAGGAGUCCCAGGGCCUGGCCUUUGAAGUCCAAGUGAAUAGCAGUUGUCAUGGCCAAGCUCUGUGGGUCGACAGAGCUAGUCCUUCCACCCACACAGUCUUCAAGUAGGAUCGAGAGUCUGGGCUUGGGGGCUGCCCUCUCCUACCUCCAGCCAUGUUCCUGACCCCGCCGUGAUCUGUGAUGGGCUUGUCCAUCACUUUCCAGGAGGCAGAGGCAAGGUUGGCAUAGGGAGGAGUCACAAGCUGGAGCAGCAGAAGCCCUGGCCCCGCUUCCUGUCCCUCCGUAGGCACUUGCCUCGGGUUAGUUAUCUGUGUUCCCUACCACCAGCCUCCUUUCCCACAAGCAUGUGGCUCUCCUGCUUUCCAAAAUGCCUUGUUUGUGUCCCCUCCCCCAACCCCCACGCUGUGCACUCAUCCUCAGGAACAUACGAAGCAGAGGAGGGGCUCGGCUGCUGCACUUGCAGAGCUCCCCCGCUGCACUUAGUGGGGGCCCAGCACUGACCUUUCCCCUGAGCCCAGGAUAUGGCCAGAGCCCCCUUGGGGAACAGACCCCUGUCUGCUCUUCCCUGCCUCGGUCCGGGGUUCUGUUCCAGGGUCAGUGGCUCACGUGCCAACUUCUCCAUCACUCUCUUCCCUCCCCAAGGACCUCCCCCCAUUUCUUUCAGCCAAGCCAUUAAUCUGGAGACAGAGAUAGGUUUGCUAUCGAUUCUUUGGCCACUUUUUUUUUAUUACAUUUUGUACUGUGGUUCUAUUCAUCCUUCUGUGCCUGUGUGUUUGUCUCUUUAAAUGUUGAAGCUACCAGAAGCCUGGUGCUAUUCUGUGACUCCUUUUGGAGGAAGAAAGGGGGGCCUAGCUGUGGGUGAGGACCUGAGUUGUUAGUUUGGAAAUAGAGCAACUGUGUGUACAAGCCUCAGAGAGGUCAUGUUUGGCCUUUUUAUGCCAUUCCUGUUAAACUUCACAAUUAAUUUGGUUUAGGAACUAAAUAAAGUUG